Molecule: messenger RNA, 960 nt
Organism: Coniosporium apollinis CBS 100218
Lineage: Eukaryota; Fungi; Ascomycota; Dothideomycetes
Product: heme-binding peroxidase
Exons: 2
Coding region: 1-960 (319 amino acids)
Biological process (GO): response to reactive oxygen species; cellular response to oxidative stress; hydrogen peroxide catabolic process
Molecular function (GO): heme binding; peroxidase activity
Source: RefSeq, a predicted model, not a curated record
AUGAGCAAGCCAGGGGACUACGCAGCAGUCCGUAAGGACAUUAUAAAGCUCCUUCAUCAGCCUGAAUACGACGACGGCAGCGCCGGUCCUGUCCUCGUGCGUCUGGCAUGGCACUCCGCCGGUACAUACGAUGCCGAGACCGACAAUGGCGGAUCCAAUGGUGCGGGGAUGCGCUACGAGCGCGAGGGCGGCGACCCCGCAAACGCCGGCCUCCAACACGCGCGCGUCUUCCUUGAGCCCGUCAAAGCCGCACACCCCUGGAUAACCUACGCCGACCUCUGGACGCUCGCGGGUUGCGUCGCCGUGCGCGAGAUGGGCGGCCCCGAGAUCCGGUGGUUACCCGGCCGGACAGACUAUGUGGAUGACAGCAAGCUCCCGCCGCGCGGAAGACUGCCUGAUGGCUCGAAGGCCGCAGACCACGUGCGGGCGGUGUUCUACCGCAUGGGCUUCAACGACCAAGAGAUCGUGGCGCUGUGCGGGGCGCACAACCUCGGACGGUGCCACUCCGACCGUUCCGGCUUCGACGGCCCCUGGGUCAACAACCCGACGCGCUUCUCGAAUCAGUAUUUCCGGCUGCUGGCGGGGCUGGAAUGGAAGCUUGUCACGCUGCCGAACGGCGUGAAGCAGUGGGUGUAUGAGGACGAGGACGGGAUCAGCGAGAGACUGAUGAUGCUGCCAACGGAUAUGGCGUUGAGGGAUGAUCCCGUGUUUUGUGAGUGGGUGGAGAGCUAUGCGGAGGAUAAGGAGCUGUUCUUUGAGGACUUUGCGAAGGCGUUUGCGAAGUUGAUGGAGUUGGGGAUCAUGAGGGAUGCGCGGGGGAGGGUAAUCAAUGGGGACAAUCUCAAGGGCGGCUACCACUCCGCGCCCAAGAAGAGUGGUGCGCCUGGUGCGCCGCGCAAGAGCAAUGAGGAAGCGGAACCGCUGCGGAGAGGAAACGAGAUGUUCAGGGCAAGGCUGUAG